CAACGCAAUUCUCGCACACCACGUUUCCCCCCUCUCUCUCUCUCUUAUUGAUCUUAACCUCAAUUGUAGGGUUUCUAAAUCCCAGUAAACAACGGUUGGAAUCCCAGCUCCAAUGGCUACAAAACCUCCCCCAUAUAAUAAAGUUGGGUCUCAAUCACGGCGAGGCGUCAGUAACGUUGUUUUCCCGGUCGACAUGGAGGCGGCGGCGGCGGCGCCACACCGUUCUUACUUCGCCGGUGAUUCACGGGGAUCUGCGGAUUAUGGAGAGAUCAAACACUUCAAGAAGUGGAAACCUUGGUUGAUUCCUUCUUUUGUGGUGGCUAACACUGUUAUGUUCAUAAUUACUAUGUAUGUUAAUAAUUGUCCCAAGAACUCUGUCUCUUGCGUCGCCAGAUCACUUGGGAGAUUCUCUUUUCAGUCUUUUAAAGAAAACCCUCUUCUGGGUCCUUCAUCAACUACGCUAGAGAAAAUGGGAGCAUUGGAUGUGGAUAAAGUGGUUCGUCACAAUGAGGGUUGGCGGCUUAUCACCUGCAUGUGGCUACAUGGGGGAGUUAUCCACAUACUAGCCAACAUGUUGAGUCUUUUGGUUAUCGGUAUUCGACUUGAGCAAGAAUUUGGAUUUGUUCGGAUUGGGUUGCUAUAUCUGAUAUCUGGAUUUGGAGGGAGCAUAUUGUCUGCACUUUUUAUUCAAACAAAUAUCUCGGUUGGUGCCUCAGGAGCGCUUUUUGGAUUGCUUGGAGGAAUGCUUUCUGAACUUAUUAUCAACUGGAAUAUGUAUUCUAAUAAGGUAGCAUCUUUGGUGACACUAGUGGUGAUUAUUGUAAUAAAUCUAGCGGUUGGAAUACUCCCACAUGUGGAUAACUUUGCUCAUAUAGGAGGUUUUUUGUCGGGUUUUCUCCUUGGGUUCAUAUUUCUAAUCCGACCUCAGUUUAAUUGGAUUCGCCAAAGAUAUGCCCCAGCUGGAAUGAUCCCACUACCAUCAUCUGCAUCCAAAUUCAAGGCAUACCAAUGCAUAUUGUGGGUUAUCUCCUUGGUUCUUCUAGUUGUUGGAUUUACUGUUGGUAUGGUUAUGCUUUUCCGAGGGGUGAAUGCAAAUAAACAUUGUUCUUGGUGCCACUAUUUGAGCUGUGUCCCGACUUCUAGGUGGAGUUGCAACACUCAACCUCUUUCGUGUACCUCGGAGCAAAUAGGCAAUCAACUGACUAUGAAUUGCUUGAACAAUGGAAAAACAAGAAUAUAUACGCAACCCGAUGCCACGUCGUCCCAGAUUAAGGGACUAUGCGCUCAGCUCUGCCGAUCAUAAUAAUAAAACUAGUUGGAUUUGAAGAAGCUGGUAGAAAUCACCCUGUAAUAUCUCAAUCAAUUUACCUAGUCUCUCUUGCCAUUGGUUAUAAAUUAUUUUGUGAAAUCUGCUACAUUAUAACAAAACGGUGUGAUAAUUAUUAUUGAUUUACUG
Messenger RNA from Impatiens glandulifera, 1456 nucleotides. RefSeq names its product RHOMBOID-like protein 1. The record is from RefSeq and is a predicted model, not a curated record. Gene Ontology annotation, biological process: proteolysis. Gene Ontology annotation, cellular component: membrane. Gene Ontology annotation, molecular function: serine-type endopeptidase activity. The coding region runs from base 113 to 1303 and encodes 396 amino acids. Lineage: Eukaryota; Viridiplantae; Streptophyta; Magnoliopsida; Ericales; Balsaminaceae. The transcript has 5 exons.